CUCCUAGCAACGGCUGGAAGCGUUGUUGACAUCCCAGGCAGGCAGCUGUGGCGACGGACUGAGCCCAGAGUCUCGCAGCCUGCGUGAUGGCAUUCCAAUCAGAACAACCAUGGACAACUCGACAACUGUUCAAUACGCAGGUCUUCUUCAUCAACUGACAAUGAAAACCAAGAGCACAGUCCGUGAUAUUGAUCCUCAGAACGACCUAACUUUUCUGAGGAUCAGAUCAAAGAAACAUGAAAUCAUGGUAGCUCCAGAUAAGGAAUAUCUCCUGAUUGUCAUUCAGAAUCCCUGUGAAUAACCCUGCUACGGCCAAGUCUCUCCUGUGACACUCAGUUGAAAACACUUCGACUCUAAUGAUUAGUAGGAUUCUAUUCCAAGCUAACUGAUCUUCUAGACAUUCUUUUCUAUUUUUACACUUACUCUAUUCUACAUGUCUCAUUUAGUCCCUUUUGAAUGUAAAGUUGUGAUUUAGCUAUAUAAUCAAUAAAUUCUGGUAUGUAUG
Messenger RNA from Hipposideros armiger (great roundleaf bat), 505 nucleotides. It is a transcript of the gene DYNLRB2, whose product is annotated as dynein light chain roadblock-type 2. The record is from RefSeq and is a predicted model, not a curated record. The coding region runs from base 110 to 301 and encodes 63 amino acids. Gene Ontology annotation, cellular component: cytoplasmic dynein complex. Gene Ontology annotation, biological process: microtubule-based movement. The transcript has 3 exons. NCBI's taxonomy places the organism in Eukaryota, Metazoa, Chordata, Mammalia, Chiroptera, Hipposideridae.